Messenger RNA from Benincasa hispida (wax gourd), 2105 nucleotides. It is a transcript of the gene GRIK2, whose product is annotated as geminivirus rep interacting kinase 2. Gene Ontology annotation, molecular function: ATP binding; protein serine/threonine kinase activity. Lineage: Eukaryota; Viridiplantae; Streptophyta; Magnoliopsida; Cucurbitales; Cucurbitaceae. Gene Ontology annotation, biological process: protein phosphorylation; intracellular signal transduction. Gene Ontology annotation, cellular component: cytoplasm. The record is from RefSeq and is a predicted model, not a curated record.
AAUAGUUAAAAGCUUUGGGGGGUUUUGGAUCUUCAUCGGAGAAUGGGGAAAAAGAGGGAGGAAGGGAAAUCAUCUGUCCUGUCUUUCUGUACCUCUCUCUCGUCUUCUUCUUCGGACGCGUCUUCUCUUUCACCUCUCUUCCUAUUUUAAAAACCUUCUUCUCAUCUUCCAUCCACUCUGUCCCAAUUUCCAUUUUCCUGUAAAUUCCCUCGAACUUAAAUAAACAAUCAACAAUCAACAAUCAAUCCCCCAAAACUCCAUUCUCUUCUCUUCUUUUGCACACUCCCUCUUUUUCAGGUCCAGAUUCCCGCAGAUCCUCGCCUCUUCCCCUUUUCCCCCACCCCAUUAGCCAUUAACCCCCUUUACACAUCCCUAUUAGGGUUUUAAUUUCAUCCCCCAACUCCUCGAUCGUCAGGGUUUCGAUCGGAAUUGUUCGUUCUCUGGGAUCUUCUUCGUUUAUUAUUUGUGGCGGUUGGAAAUUUGAACCCAUUACUUGUCGUGUGGCUUGCAAUUGCUGAAUUAGAUAAAGGGUGCCUAGGGUUUUCCGCCGGACUGUUUUCUUUUAAAGAAUUCGUCUGAUUAGGGUUUUGGAUGCAAGUCUACACUGGUUGCCUAUAUAAGCGAUGUUAGGUCUGAAUUGCAACGUCUUCGCUACUACCAGCUGUUUCUUUCAUCGGGCUGAAUGGCAUCCGUUGGAAUAGCAUACUGGACUUGGGCUUGCUGCCCUUCAUCCCGUUGUGAAUCAGACAUGGAAGAUGAAGAAAGCUGCUCGUCUCAUGAUGAUAUGACCAGUCCUACACACGAAGAAGAAACCGAAUCACAUAGCCGCGGAAAAAAUUCUGAAGAGAUUUUGCGGCAUAGAACGCAGAAUGGUUUGAUUUGCCGGCAAUUUCCUGUCAAGGAGACGAACACAGUUAUUCGCUCAGAGGAUGAAAAUGGAAACAAGAUGGUCAAUGAAUAUGUUCGUGAGUAUAAGAUUGGUUCUGGUAGUUAUGGGAAAGUGGUUCUAUAUCGAAGCCGUAUGGAUGGAAAAUACUACGCAAUUAAGGCAUUUCACAAGUCACAUUUGUCAAAGCUGCGAGUUGCUCCUUCAGAGACAGCUAUGACUGAUGUUCUUCGUGAGGUUUUAAUCAUGAAAAUGUUGGAACAUCCAAACAUAGUCAAUCUGCUUGAGGUGAUAGAUGAUCCGGACGAUGAUCGCUUUUAUAUGGUUCUUGAAUAUGUGGAAGGCAAAUGGGCUUGUGAGGGUUCUGAUCCACCACGUGGUCUAGAUGAAAAUAUUGCUCGGAAAUAUUUGCGUGAUAUUGUCUCAGGACUGAUGUAUCUCCAUGCUCAUAAUAUAGUGCAUGGUGACAUUAAACCAGAUAAUUUGUUGAUAACUCUUGAUGGUACGGUGAAGAUAGGGGACUUCAGUGUUAGCCAGGUUUUUGAGGAUGCAAACGAUGAGCUUCGCCGUUCUCCUGGGACUCCUGUUUUUACUGCACCAGAAUGCUGUUUAGGUAUAACUUAUCAUGGCAAAGCCGCUGACACAUGGGCAGUUGGGGUGACCCUGUACUGUAUGAUACUCGGUCAAUAUCCGUUUCUUGGAGAGACACUGCAAGAUACGUAUGAUAAAAUUGUCAAUAAUCCAUUAUUGCUACCUGAUGAUAUGAAUCCCCAGCUGAGAGAUUUAUUGGAAGGAAUUCUAAGUAAAGACCCGAGCCAGAGGAUGACACUGGACUCCAUAGCAAAGCACAGCUGGGUGAUUGGAGAAGAAGGUCAAAUCCCACAAUACCUAUGCUGGUGCAAGCGCAAGAGUUUGAUGGUGGAAGAACAAUCAAACUUGCAACCAGAAGAAAAUGGGAGUAAAUAUGACGAUUUUGACGUGGCUCCUCCUAAUUUGUCUAUGUAGUGUCCUGGAUUUGUUCGUGUAAAUUUAAAAGCUUAGAUGGGUUUUUUCCUCUUCCCCCUUAUAUAGUUUUUUUUACCAUUUUAUUAUAUAGUGUCUUCAUCCCUUCUGUUGGUCUAUGUGAGGAUAUACAUGGGGUGCAAUUUUAUUGCCUGAGAAAUUAUGGGUUUUUUAAGAUUUCAAGAUUGUUGCUUAUUUUAAGGUUUUUUGUCAUGCA